This is a messenger RNA of Fusarium verticillioides 7600, 2837 nucleotides long. RefSeq names its product ubiquitin-like 1-activating enzyme E1 B. Bases 462 to 2264 code for a protein of 600 amino acids. NCBI's taxonomy places the organism in Eukaryota, Fungi, Ascomycota, Sordariomycetes, Hypocreales, Nectriaceae. Gene Ontology annotation, molecular function: SUMO activating enzyme activity. Gene Ontology annotation, biological process: protein sumoylation. The transcript has 8 exons. The record is from RefSeq and is a predicted model, not a curated record. Gene Ontology annotation, cellular component: cytoplasm; SUMO activating enzyme complex.
CUGCUGAGUGCUCUAUCUCAGAUCUCUGACCACUAACAUCCAAUUCAACCUUCCCACCUUCAACUGAUCGCGACAUUCUUCACCAACAAGCGCACUGACUCGACAUUUAUGCGCCGCCCUUGGAUCGGGAUAUUCCACUCUUUCGAUCCCGUUUCCGCGUGUAGAAAGCGAUCACUAUAACGAUGAAUGCGACAAGCGCCGAUCAGACUCCGGCCCAGACACUGAAUACAGCUAUGGCUUCAGCUCCAGCUAUUACUCCAGCCUCUAAGCAGCAACCACAAAUACAAACACAACUACAGCAACAGCAGCAGCAGAGGAAAACUGCUUCAUCCGAGAACGAAUCCCGGAAACGCACGCCGGCCAUGACGCGUGACCGACACAACCAGCAGUCGCUAGGCGCAUCACUCAAUACCUCUGUCAAGCAGGAGCGAUGUAUCUAGGAGUGAGCUGCUCGUGUGCUCAUGGUUGGUGCUGGCGGAAUUGGAUGCGAGUUGCUCAAGAAUAUGGUCCUCACAGGCUUUGGCGAAAUACAUAUUGUUGACCUCGAUACCAUCGACCUUUCGAAUCUGAACCGACAGUUUCUUUUCCGUCACGAACACAUAAAAAAAUCCAAGGCUCUAGUGGCCAAGGAGGCAGCAGAACGGUUCAAUCCCAAUGUCAAAAUUGUCGCACACCAUGGCAAUAUAAAGGACGAUGAAUUCACUGUGGCCUGGUUCCAGCAAUUCCACAUUGCUUUCAAUGCUCUUGAUAACCUCGAAGCGCGCAGGCACGUCAAUAAGAUGUGCCUGGCAGCUGAUGUACCCCUGAUCGAGAGUGGCACCACCGGAUUCAAUGGCCAGGUGCAGGUUAUCAAAAAAGGCGUUACUGCAUGCUACGACUGCACUCCGAAGGAAGCACCCAAGUCCUUCCCUGUGUGUACAAUUCGAAGCACCCCCAGCCAACCCAUCCACUGCAUUGUAUGGGGUAAAAGUUAUUUGCUCAACGAGAUAUUUGGCACAAGUGAAGAUCAGGCCGCGUUUGACCACUCAACAGAUGCCGACAAUGCCAAGGAGAUUGAGGAGUUGAAGAAAGAAUCUGAAGCCCUCAAGAUGAUUCGGGAUGCUACUGGCACGUCCAAGUUCCCUCAGAUGUUAUUUGACAAGGUGUUCAGCGCCGACAUCGAGCGACUACGUUCCGUGGAGGGGAUGUGGACGUCCCGGCGAGCUCCUGAACCUCUUGAAUAUCAGACCAUUCUCGCACAGGCUGGCGAUGCUAUCGCCAACAAGGACAAGGCUCUGAACGACGAUCAGCGGGUUUGGUCCCUGGAAGAGAGUCUAGCGGUCUUCAAUGACAGUCUUGACCGACUAAGCAAGCGAAUUCUUGAACUCAAGAAGAACAAAAAUCCCGAAGACCCCGACCCCACAAUCACAUUUGACAAGGAUGACAUUGAUACCCUUGACUUUGUGACAGCAAGCGCCAACAUUCGCUCAACAAUCUUUGGAAUUGACAAGAAGUCUCGUUUCGAUACCAAACAGAUGGCAGGCAACAUUAUUCCAGCGAUUGCCACAACCAACGCAAUCGUCGCUGGUCUCUGUGUUCUUCAGUCUUUCAAAGUUCUGAAGGGCGAGUAUGCACAGUCCAAGGAGGUCUUCCUGACCCCCUUUGCCCCAGCUCGACUUCUGGCCCCUGAUAGGUCCAGAGAGCCAAAUCCCGAAUGCCCCGUUUGUAGUGUUUACUUUACAACUAUUGUUGCAGAUCUGUCUCGGGCGACUCUCAAGGAUCUCGUUGAUGACAUCGUCUUGUCAAAACUGGGAUUUGAAGGCAAGGAGUUUGUCGUGAACAACGACAUAGGAACCUUGGUUGAAUGUUUUGAAGACGGCGACGACGAGAAUCUACCCAAAAAGCUGACUGAUCUCGGUAUAAAGAAGGACUCGUUCUUGACUGUCAUCGACCAGGACGACGAAGACACGUUCGUCAAUGUGGUUAUCAAUGUCCAAGAAGGUACAUUGAAAGAAGACGAGAAACCGGUCAAGGCUACAUUCCCGGAUGCCCCUGAAAUUCCACGCCGACCAAAGAAGCUCCAGCCAGUCUCCGCGAAUGGCAAUGGGGAACUCAACAACGGGCAGGCCGUUAGUGCCGAGCCUAAGGGUAUCAAGAGACCGCAUGGAGAGGACGCUGAACCACCUCUCAAGAAACUCAAGAUCACCGAACCCGGAACCGACAUUGUAGACGUGGACGAAGUCCAAAGCCAUGCCGCCGCCGGCGCUAUCGUCAUUGACGACUGAAGGGUUAUUCAAGGGGUUGAAAGGACGAUGCGUAUAUCCUGGGAACCGUGGCUUUCUAGUUAGCGCUUAAGCCACCAUCCAGGUUCAGUACGCAAUUGUUGGCGAAACGGUUGGUUAUCAAAAACAUGGCAGCGUCGGCUACCUCAUCGGGCGUGCCCAAACGACCCAAGGGACACUGCUUGAGGUAAGAUUCACGAGCAGUCUCAGUGAGUUCUAAAACAGUGCAUUGCACAUUAACAUUGGUUUUCGCCUUCGCAUGGGUGAUUCGCACCAGGGGUUGAAGGCGCAGGAAGGGGAGACUCACCAUUCCACAUUGGACUCUGUAUCCAACCCGGUAGCAAUGUGUUGACGCGGAUAGAACGACUUUUAUACUCAAGGGCUAGGGCGCGGGUGAAAGCUGCGACGAUAUGGAGUCAGCAGGUUUUUGGCAUGUAUAAUAAUGUGAGAUUCAUUAGCAUAAGAUUAGGGAUAUAUCAUGAACAUACCAACGACACCAGCUUUUGAAGCGGCGUAUACUGCAGCACCAGCACCCAUUUUGGUAGCCAUAAGACUUGAAACAUUGAUGAUGCAUCC